AUGGAGGAUAAGCGGCUUGAGUUCAAUACUGACUUGCCGUCGAUAAACAGUACGACAAGCAUUUCUGAUAAUUUGGCUCUGCGCAACUAUUACGAUAAACUAUUGUUUAAAAAUAGCAGUGGCAAGUCUCUGACGGAUCUGCCGCGUCAGGCCAUGCCUCGAGCCCCCGGAAAUGUGGAAGAACGCAAUGUGGAUUUUAUCAGCGGAUUUGGUUUCGGACACAGAGCCCUUCCCUCGGGCAAUGUCCCAAGCUCGCAGUCAACGUUGAGGGCAGUCCAAAUGACACCUUCAAGUUCCGAGCCUUUGCGUUUUGCGCAAGGAUUUCAGGUAGGAGAGGACCGCUCGACACAGGGCCUGCCUUCGGGCAUGUCCUUGCAGCUCGGGAACUCUCACCAUGUCGCAGCUAGUCACCAACAAUUGCCACCACAAGUGCCACCCUCUAUGGGCCCCUUGGGUCCAACAGUAUCCAUAGCUCCUGCUACUUCAGUGGCCCCAGUCACAGCCACCGUAGGCGCGGCGAACUCUCGCAACAACAGCGUAGGGUCGUCAGGAUCUUCAGGCUCCACUAUGUUGGCGUCCCCUACCAGCUAUUACGCGGCGCUCACGCAACAAUCACUCAGCCCGGGUCAUGCAGGUGGUGCGCUUUCACCGGUAAACAGUGCUGGGACCUUCACCUAUCUGCAGUUUGAUCCGCAGCAGCAACUUUUGCAACAACAACAACAGCAGCAGCAACAGCAACAAUUUCAAGCAGACAGGAGAUCCUCGUACAUAUCUGACACUCUCAUCCACAACUCGAUGAAUCCGGAAGCACAGAAUAUGCUGCCGUCGCAUUUCGAGCAGUUGUACUCGUCUGCAAGUGUACCUAAAAAUCGAUACGCACAAGCUCCUACUAAACGUUUAUCAGUUCCCAAGAUUAACUACAAAUCGCCUCAUGGAUCACAGCAUGCUUCCAUCUCUCAGGCUGGAGCACACCAAUUAGAUAAUGGUUUGGAACUUAUCAAUGGCCAACAAGUCGUAGCAUCAUCCGAGUUGAAAUCGCUUUACCACGAUUGUGGCAAAAACUAUUUUUCAAGCGAUGAGGCUUGCAGCUUUUUAGACCGUUUGAAGCAUCUACUCUCAGGAUCUGACUCUAGUCUCUUGAGUGCUAAUGUGGUGAAAUUUCUUAUGUUUUUGAAGAGCUCCAAUUUGAAUUACAAUCCUCAAUCGGACGCUUUUGUGUCGGGGAAUGAGACAAGGAGGAAUAGCAGUACGAGCGCAUACCUGCAUUACAAACCUCUGGUCCUGGUCGCUCUGAAGAACGGGAAAUUGGAAUUGCUGUCCAUCCCACAAUCUACAAAUUUGGCCAUGGAACGCAAGGAUUUGGUUGUCAUAGAUGGAGAUCGCGGCAAAGACUUAGCGUUAAUUGUCGAACCUCGAGUCGAACUGGAGUUGGCACUGUUCAUCAAUUUUUUGAAGAAAAAGAUACAUUUUGAUUCCCUCAUCACCAAUAGAAGCCAGCACUUCCCCAAUAACGAUUUUGUAAGGGCCCUUAUGGAUUCAAUCCAGGGCCAAUCAGAUAAGCUGAAUUCAAAGCUAUACGAUGUUAUUGAGCUAACACAACUCAUAAUCCCAUCUAAGCAAGUGUUGAGGUUCGCCACUUCAUGGGAGGUCACCACCAAUUUGCACAACAAAUUUCAAGAUGAAUUGAAGGCUCUGCAUAUUGCUCAAUUGAAAUUGAAAUCCUUGAACAGCGGACUGUCCCAUCAUCAAAGCCAACAGCCCCGUUCAAAUUUGAACAUCAAAAUACUGAACGCCGAGUUCCAAUUUGACCGCAAGAAGUUGACUUUCUACUACGUUUGUCAGGAGAGGAAUGAUUUCCGCGAGUUGAUCAAAGAGUUGUUCAAGUUUUACAAGACCAGAAUUUGGCUAUGUGCCAUUCCCAACAAUCUGGAAAUUGAAUCCAAGUACUAUGACAGGCAAUUGAAAGAAGUCAAGAUGUAUCAAGCCAUGAUGCAGCAUUACUCGGGGGAAGACCUUCUUGACAAUGGGUCAGGAUCCGCGUCCGGAUUUGUAGUAGCUCCAGCCCUGAACGCGAUUUCUUUGGACAACUUCCAAAUCGGAGUAUACAAAGAACUCGUGGACGAAUUAUUUGCUGCCAGAUAG
Lachancea dasiensis is the source of this 2142-nucleotide messenger RNA. The record is from the annotation of a GenBank genome assembly. Lineage: Eukaryota; Fungi; Ascomycota; Saccharomycetes; Saccharomycetales; Saccharomycetaceae.